Messenger RNA from Parascedosporium putredinis, 1179 nucleotides. The record is from the annotation of a GenBank genome assembly. Lineage: Eukaryota; Fungi; Ascomycota; Sordariomycetes; Microascales; Microascaceae.
AUGGGAGGAGAAGAGCCCCUCUCUGGCGGCGGCACCUUUGCCUCGAUGACACCAACAGAACGCCUCACGCUCCUUCGCGCUCUAAUCCUCUGGGCGAUGGCAUCCUCCGAAAGCCUCCGGACCAUUCUUGCCAAGGCAUACAAGCAGAACCGACAUGAGGAUGAUCUCAACCAACCCAUGUCUGUGCAGCCGUGGGGCGCCGAUAGCGAUAAGCGCCGGUACUAUCUUAUCGAGGGUCGUGACCACACUUCGUUUCGUGUAUACAGGGAGAGCAACCCGGCUGGGUUCAAGAGGACGUGGUGGAGCGUCGCUGACGACAUUGACAAUCUCACGGCCCUUGCCAACAAACUCGAGAAUGACGAUGGCGGCCCCAAGGCUAAGAGGCUAAGCCAGGGUAUCCACCAAGCUAUCCCCCGGCUUAUGGAAAGUGAAGAGAAACGUCGCCGUCGUGAAUACCGACAACGAACGAAGGAGCGCUUUAGGCGCCCUGAAGUGGGCUUUUCCCUGUACGAAGGCCGAACUCGCGGGAAGCGCAUCAAGUAUACAUUCUCGGAUGAAGAGGACGAUAUCUACAGCGACCAGAAUGUCCGGCGGUCUUCGCGCAACACUGCCACCGCUGCGCCUGUCGCGGAGAGUGUUUCAGUUACAACCCAGAGCGGCCGCCAGGUGCGGCCAACACGCCUCAACCCCAAUGUUGGCAGUGCGGGAGGUAGCGUCCAAGGCGAUACCUCUGAUGGCGACUUGGUCGGUGCGAACGGCCGGCCUCGCCGUGGUGCAGCGGCCAACGGAUGGGCGAAUACGCGGGAUGAUGAACACGUGCCUGAAGAAUCUAACGACGAGGAGGAUGAGUUCAAUGAUGAAGAGCUCCUGGAGGAGGACCUCGACGUGGAUGCGUCCAAGAGCCUGGUCGUCAAGCUUUCUGUGGGCAAGUCUAAACUGAUGGGGUCACGCGUUGUUAUGAGCGAUGCUCCGGGUGCCCCCGUGGCCGAGGACACAGCCAAGACCGAGAGGCUCCUAACCCCAGAGCCCACAGUCAAGGGUGACUCGGAGCCAGCUGGGUCUGUCCCAAACUCGUCUGGGCUCGUAUCCACGCCGUUGGCUCUUCGGGGAGCCCCGAGAAGGCUCAGGCCGGCCCGUGACUUGUGUGAACAGUCGAGUUGGAACGAUGACGACGGCUAA